Arabidopsis arenosa is the source of this 934-nucleotide messenger RNA. NCBI's taxonomy places the organism in Eukaryota, Viridiplantae, Streptophyta, Magnoliopsida, Brassicales, Brassicaceae. The record is from the annotation of a GenBank genome assembly.
CAGAGAGAAAUAAAAUCGAACCGGGAUGAGAAGUGAGAAGUGAAGAUAUCGAUAUGGCUGUUAUUGCUUCACUUCAUCUUCAACCUCUCUCGUCUUUCUCGUCGUCGUCUUCUCCUCCUCCUUCAAGCUCUAAACCUCUCUAUCUCAAAUUCCAAACCUCGCACCGUGAAAAUCUAAGGCACCUUUCUUCUCUCGGAAUUGUUCCUCAGAAUCCCCGACUUGCUCCUCCGGCGAAUGAUCUUCCCGUUAUCUUCUCCGCCGUGAACUUCCUCAAAUCUAAAGGAAUCUCCGACGAAGAUUUCCCACGACUCGUAUUCCUCUGUCCACAGCUCUUCUCUCCCACUUUCGACAUUUCUAAAAUCGAUCCCGUCUUCGAUUUUCUCACCGGCGAGCUUGGAGCUUCCGUAGAAGAAUCCAGGGGCUUAAUCGUAAAUUGCCCGAACAUUCUCCUCUCCGACGUAGAGUAUUGCUUGAGACCGACGCUUGUUUACCUUAAGGAGCUAGGUUUACGGAAUCUGAACCGAGCGAGCAAGACGAACGCGCACGUGCUGAACACGAGAGUUGAGAAGCUAAGAGCUAAGAUGAGAUUCUUGAAGAGUAUAGGAUUCGAACACGAAGAAGCAGCUAGAGUCUGUGGGAGAAUCCCGGCGAUAUUUGGAUACAGUGUUGACGAUAACUUGAGGCCCAAGUUCGAGUUUCUGGUUUACGACAUGGAAAGAGAACUUGAAGAGCUCAAGAAGUUUCCUCAGUAUUUUGGGUUUAGCUUGGGGAAGAGGAUAAAGCCAAGACAUUGGCAUUUGAAGAAGAAGAACGUUAGGGUUUCGCUUAGUAGAAUGUUAAUGUGGGGUGAUCAAAAAUUCUACUCCAAAUGGAAGCCAUAAGAACAGAGUUACUCUUCCCCUGCUUUCACUUUUAAUAUAUGUUUAUAUUCAGA